Messenger RNA from Astyanax mexicanus (Mexican tetra), 2648 nucleotides. RefSeq lists its product as uncharacterized. The record is from RefSeq and is a predicted model, not a curated record. Bases 197 to 991 code for a protein of 264 amino acids. The transcript is spliced from 3 exons. NCBI's taxonomy places the organism in Eukaryota, Metazoa, Chordata, Actinopteri, Characiformes, Acestrorhamphidae.
AUCACUUCAGCACAAUGGACAGUGAGUUUGAUCCAAAUUUGAGCCCAAAUCCACAUGUUACAGGUAUGUAAAUUCUUCGCAAGUUGUGGUGUCCAUCAAGGUUACUCAACGAGGGUAUGGAUGUAGAUCAGCAGAUUUGUUUGAAUAGGUAUCAUACUGAUUGUACACCAAGGACCUGGUUGCUUUGUUUGCCGUGAUGUUCAAGAAGAUCAAUGCCGCUUUCCGCCCCAACCAUGGGCACCGGUUACGGGAGGACUACCACAACGCCUGCACUGUAAAGUUGGUGCGCAGCACAUCCAUGCUCGUGGUUGGGGAGAAGAGUGGUGUACGACAGGACUCGACCCUGAAGAGGAGUGUUAGUGCGGUCAGUGUGGAGUCCAGCACAGCUCUGUAUUACUACCACAGCCGAGAGGACAGGGUAUGGCUUUACUCUCAGAACCAGAACUGUCUGGAGUAUCUACAGGAACUGGUGGCACUCCGACGACAGUACACGAAGAGCAUCAGUGACCUCAAACAUGCAGAACGUCAAGAGACUGUCUCUGCCAAGAAGAAGCCUGCACCACCUCCACCACGGCAACCACAGCACAGAAAUGUCCAGCGUUCAAGUCCAGAACCUUCAGCACCACCAAUACCCAGUGAAGAGGACACACUGCAAUUCUUCGAUGAAGUUAUUGCAAGCUGUGACUCUGAGCGCAGCAGAAAACCCCAUGUGGAUGAUGGUCAUGCAGAUGUGGACUUUGUAGUGGCCACCAGUACGUGUGAACACGAUCUCCACUCUAACUGGGUUUUGAGGGACCCUCGGAGGAUCUCCAUGGACGAAUCUCGCCUAAAGCAAGCAGACCUGAGCUCAGAGCAAGGGUCUUGGAAGAAAGUGUUUGGUGGGACCACUGGCACUAGGCGUCUGCAGAGAAACCCCAUCCAUCUGCCCAAAGUGGUAGAGAGUGCCUUCCAGACCUUGCGCUUCAAACCCAAGCUUAAGAAGAAAGAUUAGCAACUGGGACUAAAAGAAAAUGCUUUUCUAGAGCGUGGCCAGUUCCAGUUAGAAUUUUAUCAACAUGAAUUCUACAGAACGUGCCUUUAUUUCAGCAUAGAAUAGUACAGAAGAUGAAACAGGACGAUUCUACAGAAGAUUUCAGGGAUUUCAAAGGGUCUUAUCAUAUGCCACUAUCAGUUGGUGGCAGAUGAGAUUGGAAAUGGUGGGAAAAUUACACUACUUAACAGAUUGAAGCAACCGUCACUGAUAUUGCUCAGUCAACGGCCAAGUUGUGCAUUGUGGAAAAAACAUGGAAGUGAGCUCUGUGAUGUAAUACUGGGGUCCUGGAACUCCCUCACUGGCCCAGGUUCAUCAAUUAUCCACGAUCAGUCUCAGUUUCAGCAGCUCUCAACAGCACUGCGCUCAGUGCCUCCACCAGGGCAUGACCAAGCUGUGCAACUUUGGUUCAUAGAGUUUUCCAGUCCGAGUAACAGGACUCUCUCUUACUAAUAACAAACCUUGUGUAGAGAUUUGUCUACUGAUCUGUCAACGAUCUGAUUAAUCAGUCAGCCGAUCAAGAUGUUGAGACAAGGGUUGAGAAGCACAACAGUGUCCUCAGGCCAUUUCCAGGAUCCCUUGUUGCUGCUGAAAAUGGAUCAGAUGACUGAAACCUGGUAAUGUUCAGUCUAAUCAAACCUCAGCACCUGGUCGGGGCGCAGUCUACUGGGUUCCCUACUGACCGAGAUACAUUGGGAUUGGUGUCCUUGUGUAAACCCAUUUUUCUUGUUCCAUACCAUGGAAAACAGUUUGGAAAAUUAAAGUACAUACUUGAUCAUCAAAAUAAUCAUCUGGGCUAAAUUACAGCAUGCCAUUAGUGAGUUCAGUACAGUACGGAUGUUUCCAGUUACCAAAGUGCCUUCAUUUUUUAGGUUUGAGGAAUAAUUUUGAAACAAAAAAAACAAGCUUGAUCUUUGAAAACAUAAUAGGUGAGUUUCCCAGACAGGGAGAGGAAAGGUUCAGGACUAUGCUGGAUUAUCUCUUUCCAGGAGAGCAACCUACAAAUUCAUAAUCGCCAAGUCUGAUAGGCUUUGUUUUAUCUAAACAUAUGAUGUGUACAAGUUGAUGUUGUGGUGAGAUGAUCUCACCUUUGUUUUUCAAUAAAAGCUCACUAACAGGAACACGUCACACGUUCCCUGCUAGUUUCUUUUUCACAGAAAAGAGGAAACAGGGUUUAUAUUUUCUGACGAGACAGUUUAGGAAAACCCCAGAAUACCACCCUGCAGGUGCCAGAUGUUUUAACCUACUACCACAAUUCAAAAGUAUGCCAUAUUUUCGCUAUGCUGUUGUGUGGUGUCAAUAAUAUGGUAUUGUCUGUAUGCAUUCAGAAGCAGAAAAGUAAAGGACUUAUUAUAUAUUAUUAUGGUUUUAUUAGAUUACUUUCAUCUACUUUGGCUUGAAAGCAGAGGGAAGCAUGAAGUGCUAUGAAAUUGGACUUGAUAUAUCAACACAGUGGACCAACACCAGCUGAUGACAUAGCUCUUCACUGUGGUAAAUGUAAUUGUCCAGCAGGACCAGGCACCUGCCCACACUGCCAAAAAAACCAACUGGUCUUACAUAAUAUUCUAAUUUACUAUGUCAACUUUUGGGUUUUUAGAAGCUAUUAGCCUUAAUCAUC